AUGGAAGAUUCGAUUUCUCAAACUCCCAUGGGGGGUGAUUCGGAUAGAGAUCUUGCCCUGCAACAUGAACGCUUAAUCAUGGAUAAGUUAGCUCUUGUGCGAGAUAUGUUGGGUAAGGUGAUCUCCCGCGCUAAGAUCUAUGGCGAUGCUACCCAGCGAAGACGCUACGCAGAUUAUUCGCCCGAGGACGUCUACCGCGCGGUAAGGAUGCUUGUGGACGAAAAGAGGUCCGCUUGCCUGCAAGAGAUGCUCGAGGAGUUUCUCAAAGACUACAUGGCAUGUCUUACAGAGCAGCUGAGCAGAUUCGCGCACGAGUGUGGGCUGUCGAACCCUUCAUCGUGUUCCACGGACCCCGCUGUCGACGUUUUUGACGACAUUCACGAGGGGCCUUCCGUUGCUUCGCUGCUGGCUGGGGGUGGGAUUCCGGUGCGGUGUUUUCAUACCGUGAUGGAAAUCUGGGAGAGCUUUUCCUUCGCGAUGGGGGAGCUUCAGGUGGUUUGGAGCCCUUUUGCGUGCCGUUAUGUGAUGACGGCGACCGUUUUUAAGGGGAUUCUCGGCGCGACGGUGUCUUUUCUGAUGGACGCGUUUAACGAGGUGCCGAUGGUGUUCGAGGCCGCGUUGGAGGGCUUCCUGCGUUUGAUGCGGGCUCACGUCGAGGUCGACAGCGCUCCCCCUCUCAUCCUUUCCCCCGAAACGAAGCCGGAGGAAGGGAAGAGGGCGAAAACGGAGGAGGAGGAGGCUACUAGGGCGCGAAAGGAGGACCCUUCUUCCCAGGCGUAUCAUCCCCCUCUUUCCUGUCUUCACCGCUUUACCGAGAUGCUCUUCAUAACGCAGCGCUACGUGCAGCGGCUGCAGCCGAUGGUGGUCGCGAUGCUCGCGGGAUUUUACCGCGCGGCGGCGGCAUGGAUGCUCUCGGCGGGGCUCCCCAGUCGCGCGUAUUUCGAUUACGUCAAACGCGCGAUGCUGCGGGAAAAGCAGCGGGCGAGUGCGUAUCUUCACCCGCAAACGGCCGUUCUCCUGCAGGAGGUGGUGGAGCGGGAGUUGCUAGGGGAGGUUGGGAUGGAGCUCCUCCGACGCGAUUUUGCCUCUUUGCUCUCCGGUGAUGCGCAAAAGGAUGAGGAGGAGGGCCUGGCGACGCUCGCGCUCGUCUGGCGGCUUCUCUCGCGCAGCACGCAGGUGAGUAAGGAUCCGCUGGUGGGGAUGUUUCGCGCGCACAUCGAGGCGACGACGACGGGUUUCGUUGUGGAAAUCGUGCGGUUGCAACGGGUGGAAGGGGCCGGGGGGGCGGAGGCCUGCCGUCGGGCUGUGCAUCACCUCCUCCAUUUCAUCGCACGCGCUCGGCGGGCGGUGGUGCGGUGCUUCCCGCAGGAUCAGAAGCUCUUUCGGAUUCAGAUCGAUGAAGGAUUGCAGGUGGUGUUGAAUAAAUAUCAGCGCCCGGUGGCGGAGCAGCUCGCCGCGUUCGUCGAUCACGUCUUCGCGAGGGUGGAAAGUGGGGAGCUGCCGUUGGAGGAGCGGCGCGUGGCCUCUGAGGUGGGGAGCCCUGUGGAAAUUCCUUCGGCAAAGAGAAGCAUCGAUUUUCUCGCGCGAGAGGAGGCGGGCGGGGAGGCCUUGCCGGUGCUCGCGAGCGGGCGGGCGUUUCUCGAGCAGGUCUCCUUCACCUGCGUGCAUUUCUCCUCUAACGACAUCUUCGGCCACCUCCACUGGCAGGACCUCGCGCGUCGCCUGCUGAACCCGAAUCGGGCCGUCAACCUCUCCGCCGAGCGGUGCUUUCUUCGGCUUUUCGAGGGCAUCUACGGCUCCUCCUUCAUCUAUAAAUUCGAGGGCAUGUUGAAGGAUAAAGAGAGCUCCGCGGAUCACACGCAGCAGUACGAGGCGUGGGCGCACUCCAAGGGCGCCAUGUUGCAGGCUCGAUCGGCCAACCUCGAGCAACCCUCGCCGCAGGAGCCGCAAGGCGGGGUUCACUCCCCUCUGGUGGUUUCCCCGGUGGACUUCGACGGCCUCCCGAACCUCGCCGGGAUGAAGCUGAAUCUUUUUUUCAUGGCCUCGGGCUUCUGGCCGAAGCGGCAGGACGCGAUGAACCUGCAACUCCCCCCUCCACUGCAGCGAUUAACGGGCAACGUCGAGCUUUUUUACCAGAUCCUGUACCCCAAUCGCUACCUUACGUGGCAACAUCACCUCUCGCACGGCGUUCUGCGCGCGCAGCUCACCCCGGGAGGGGUCGUUUGCGAGCUUUCCGGAACGCUUAUCCAGUGCAUCGUGUUGAUGCACCUGGACGAGCUCAGCAGGGCGGAUUCUGCCGCGCGUUUCUUCUCCGUGAAGGAGCUUUGCCAGAAGCUGGGGCUAGAUCUUGAUAUUCCCGAGGUCGCAGGUUCGUUGAUGGGGUUAUGCCAGGAAGAAUUCCCGAUUUUAAUUCGCACAAAUGCGGCGGCGGCGGCGGCUUUCGUGAGCAGCAGCAGCCUUGGCGGGGGUGUGGGUGGUGGUGAGGGGGGUGGUCUGAGCGUGCUCUCUCCGCAGCAUUAUUUACAACUCAAUACCGCCUUCAGCUUCACCACGCCACACGCCCGGCUUCCGUUUCCGCUCGGCGCCACGAAGGUCGAGGCGGAUCUCGGCGCUGAGGACGCCUCCGCCGUCGUUUCGGAGGAGCAGCUCUGGCAGCAGCACGGCCAUCUGCUGCAGGUUUCGAUUAUUCAGUACGUGAAGCCCAAAGGCACCGCCAAACACGACGAGCUGCUCGCGUAUAUGUCAUCGCAGAAGUAUAACUUCGAGUUCAGCGACGGGCUUGCCAAGCGGGCGAUCGAGAAGUUGCUCGAUCGGGGCUUUAUCGAGCGCAGUGGACGAGAUCAGUACAAGUAUGUUGCUUAG
This is a messenger RNA of Phytomonas sp. EM1, 2862 nucleotides long. The record is from the annotation of a GenBank genome assembly. NCBI's taxonomy places the organism in Eukaryota, Euglenozoa, Kinetoplastea, Trypanosomatida, Trypanosomatidae.